GUGAAUAUCGGAUUUCUGCUCUUUGCUGGUAACCGAUGAAUUUCGUCGAUGAUUUAACCAAAUGGAGCGGUAGGGUGGAUAUGGACUACGGGAACAAACUGAACCAGGCACUCUCUUCUAGCACUAAAUUUCUACCUACAGCAGGAGUGAGAACUGUCGGGUCCUUCCAGCACUUCAGCCGCUCACUGGGUCCUGGUGUGAAAGUCAAAGAGGAGGACGAAAGUGUGGAGGAUUUCUUCCAUUUCGCUCAGCAUCUUCAGCAACAAACAGGAGAGUGUCUCACGGCGUGCUGUGGCGGAGCGAAUUCUAAAACUACCCCUCUCACUACAGCCCUCGUUUCCACUCUAGGUACCCCACUCACAGCCUCACUUACAGCCUCUCUCACAACCCCCCUCACAACUCCCAUCACAAGCCCACCACCUAAACCGAGCAGCCAGCCCUCAGCAGAGCGACCAUACCACUGUCAGGACUGUGGCAAGUACUUCAGAAUCAGCGACAUUAAGCGCCACCAGAGAAUCCACAGCGGGGAACGGCCGUUCCCCUGCUUUCAGUGUGGUAAAAACUUUCCCACGUCGGGAGACCUCAAAAGACACGAGAGGAUCCACACGGGAGAGCGGCCUUACCACUGCCUGCAGUGUGGCAAGAAUUUCUCUGACUCGGGGCACCUGAAGCAGCACGAGAGAAUGCACACCGGCGAGCGACCGUACCAGUGCCCACAAUGCGGCAAGCGCUUUUACAGGUCGGGUGACCUGAAAAGGCAUCUUCGAAUUCACAGCGGCGAGCGACCUUACAAGUGCCCACAGUGUGAAAAGACCUUUUCUGAUUCGGGUCACCUGCGGGGCCACCAGCGCAUCCACACAGGAGAGCGUCCACACCGCUGCACGCUAUGUGAGAAAAGUUUCUUUCGUUCUGGGGACCUGAAGCGACACCACCGGACGCACACCGGUGAGAGGCCAUACCAGUGCUACCAGUGCGGCAAGAGCUUUUCAGAGUCGGGCCACCUUAAAGAGCACCGGCGCAUUCACACAGGAGAGAAGCCCUACCGCUGCAACCACUGUGACAAGAGCUUCUCGCGUCUGGAACGCCUUAAGGGCCACCAGAGCAUCCAUACAGGUGAGCGGCCCUUCCACUGCGCCCAGUGUGGCAAGAACUUCUUUAGGUCCGGUGAGCUCAAGAGGCACCAGAGGAUCCAUAACGGAGACAGAGCAUAAAACGAUGGCUUUGCUAUUUUUCUUUCCCUAUUUGUGGCCAAUCAAACUUUGUCAUUGUGCUGCAGAGCUUUGUGAUUCCAGAUGAGCUUGGUUACUCAGUAGUGGGAUAUAAAUUUGUUUGAAAGGACUGAAGCAUAAAUUUACUGCAUUAUUCCAAACAGAACUUAAACUGGUUAACUGUAAUGUCCGUCUUUGCGUCUUUCACACUUGCAUCUUUCAAAUGGUAAUUGACCAGGGUUCCUCUACUUUUCUUUGGAAGUCCUUUUAUCUAACAUACGGUGGCUUCGGUGGAAUUUACUUUCAAACACUUUAAUGUUUAAUGUUUUUUUUUCCAAUUACCCAAUCGGAUUUUGCUUCCUUUACUUCUGCUGACCUCCUCAUGACUGACACAAGCCUCCAUCGUGUGCAGUAGCCGACCUCUUCUUUUCACCUGCACAAGGCGGGUUUAUAUGGAGAUCCGUAUCGUGCACGGAGAGUCACGCAUCAUCUCCAUUAUCCCCUGUCUCUGUGCAGGCGCCAUCGAUGAGCCAGCAGAAUUCGUAAUUGCAUCAGUUAUGAGGAAUCCUCUUCUGCAUUCCACUCUCGGAUGAGUCAACCAUCAAACACUCAUUUAUUACAUUUCAUUCCAAGUUCAUUUGUGGGCUGGCACAUACAUGGCCAUUUAUUCUAUAAAGAAUCAUCCCAAGCACAAAAUUCCAACAGCUUGCCUUGCUGAAUCACUUAAUUCUGCAGAUAUCUUGUAUACUUCUGAGGCUGGGGUUUUACCAGGUCUUCUUUAGCACAGUUUAGAGAGCAACAGUGGACUCGCUUUGUUGGGUUUUCCACUGCAACUUUCAGUGAAUAUAAGUAACCAGCCCUAUAAAUAAACUCUGCGUUCAGAAUUGCUACAUUUUAAUCUGCAAUGUCACAUAAAUGAUUAAAGGAAUCCCUGCUUAAUUGGGCAAUAAGUAUGUAUUGACUUGAUUCACAGUCAGGUGGGCUGCUGACUGAUGGUCUGAAUGUCUUUUGCUUUUUACUCUAUUAGAAGCUGUGUUAGCUUGCUUAAAAAUUGCCAAACAAACCCCUAAUGUACAAGAAUGUGCAUACCUGUAGGACGUGAUUUGGGUUCUUUAAAUGAAUUUAGGAAACUCUAGCUGUAGAUGAAAUCUAUGACGCUAGGUGUAAUUAAGUCAUUUGCUGAGUGUGGUGCACCCUUCCUAAGUUGUAUUUUUCACCUUGUGCCCAGUGUUUCAGGGAAGGUUCUGGGCAACCUUAAUUAGGUUAAAGCUGUUACGAGGAUGUAUGAAUAAAGCUGACAAAGCUAAUAUGAAUUCUUAGAUUAAAGAACAGCCAGACAGUCACCUCGAAAAUAGUAUGUCUGUGCUGUGCCAGCACUUUUGCUUGAAAAUUUCUGCUUCAUUUCAUACGUGUCAUGUUUCAGAAUGGUACUAGGUCUCAUCCCAGUAAAAUAUCCUCAGCCUACAGAAUCUAUUUAAGAAUUUGCCUCUUAAUUAAUCUUUCUGGUUAUUACCAUGGCAUUCUGGGACAUUCAGGUGUGAAAGGGGCUUUUGGCUCGUAAGAAGUAAGGUCAGCUUGUAGGUGUUUUUAGGAGAUAUAAAUAUUACCAGGCCUUUCACAUCCCCUAAUAAACAAGUUACCAAGCUUUCAGGGCCCUAAUAGUUCAAUGAUGCAUCUAUGGUCCAAGGAGUUGGUUUGUCUCUGCAGUGGAAAAUCAUUUUUUUGUCAUCCGUAUAAGAAUUUGUACUAUUUUUAUUCUUUUAAAUGAACUAGAAUGUAGUAUAUUACAGAAUUGUGGUUUCCUGCAUGCCAAAGGUCUUUGUUGCGUGCAUUGCUUAUUUAGCAGUCUAAUCCUCGACUGAUUCUAGACCAUUUGUAACUCUCUACCUCUACAUGGUAAAUACAGGAAAAACAAUGGCAUCAAAGCACCAAAGGGUUUCUUCGAUUAUCACAAUAUUUGAAACCCUGGCUGCCUCUUUGUUUAAUUAAUCACUUUUGUUAUUUUCUGUUUUCAGUACAGUUUUAAAGUGGACUGUACAGUACGAUAUCUGUAUAUUGUAGCAAGGUAUACUGUCGAGUAAAAUAUUCAGUAGAACUGUAUAAAAGAUAAGAUUCUUAAUGUGUAUGCUUCCUUUCUUUGU
This is a messenger RNA of Trichomycterus rosablanca, 3349 nucleotides long. Its product is annotated as zinc finger protein 629. Gene Ontology annotation, cellular component: nucleus. The transcript is spliced from 3 exons. The record is from RefSeq and is a predicted model, not a curated record. Gene Ontology annotation, biological process: regulation of transcription by RNA polymerase II. NCBI's taxonomy places the organism in Eukaryota, Metazoa, Chordata, Actinopteri, Siluriformes, Trichomycteridae. Bases 36 to 1211 code for a protein of 391 amino acids. Gene Ontology annotation, molecular function: DNA-binding transcription factor activity, RNA polymerase II-specific; RNA polymerase II cis-regulatory region sequence-specific DNA binding.